AUGCCAUCUGCAAGCGUACCUACUGUCGAAGGAAUUAAUAUUUAUCCUAUUAAAUCUUGUCAUUACACCAGUGUGCAAGAAUGUCAAGUUGAUUCAAUGGGCAUUCAGCAUGAUCGCCGUUUUAUGAUUGUAUACGAAGAGAAUAAUCGAUUUGUCACUCAAAGAAAAUUUGCUUCGUUAUCUCUCCUAAGACCUACUGUAAACGAGACCGACAACACACUCACCCUGUCUGCUGAUGGCCAAGAUCCUCUUACCUUGCCUCUUAAGCCAGAUUUGAGCAAACUAACUCAACGCACCGUGCAAUUGUGGAGUGCCAAACUGAAUGUCUAUGAUAUGGGCGAUGAGGCAGGAGCAUGGAUCACCAAGUUUUUGCUCAACCAUCGCAAGCAUGAUCGCCAAAAUAACCACAGUGUGGAUGAUCCCAUUGGAGAGAAUGAUCCUGUUGAUCCGGUGCGUUUAGUGAUAGUGGAUGAUCCAAAGAAUGGCGUUUACAGUCGUCCUGCUCAUCCCAAGUUGAAUGGCAUUCAUUCGGCAUUUUCGGACUGGUCGCCCAUCUCAUUUGGCUUCUCGAGUAGCUUGGAGGAACUGAACAAAGGCUUGCUGGAAACCGGUAUUAGUAAAGGUAAUCAGAUUCCUAUGAAUCGAUUCCGAAACAACAUCACCAUCAGUGGCACAAUUCCAUGGGAAGAAGAUCAGUGGUUGGUUGCCAAAAUCGGAGAAGCCACCGUAUACAUCGUUCAACCCAUUGCACGUUGUACAGUUCCUGGCAUUAAUCAAGAUACGGGAGAGAAGGAUGCCUGGGAUGGCAAAGGUCCUACUGACUAUCUCAAGCUGAGACGUCAAUUUGCUGACGAACCCUCUCAAGGACAGUUUUGUUGCGAUGUCGUGCCUUUGACUUCGGGUAAGAUUCGUGUAGGCGAUAAGAUUCAAGUAUUGGAACGCAUCCCAGAGGAAUACAAGCAAGGCCCAUUGCCACCUGUUGCUUGA
This is a messenger RNA of Mucor velutinosus, 987 nucleotides long. RefSeq lists its product as uncharacterized. The record is from RefSeq and is a predicted model, not a curated record. Gene Ontology annotation, molecular function: pyridoxal phosphate binding; molybdenum ion binding; catalytic activity. NCBI's taxonomy places the organism in Eukaryota, Fungi, Mucoromycota, Mucoromycetes, Mucorales, Mucoraceae. The transcript has 4 exons. The coding region runs from base 1 to 987 and encodes 328 amino acids.